Messenger RNA from Sardina pilchardus (European sardine), 2044 nucleotides. RefSeq lists its product as uncharacterized. Gene Ontology annotation, molecular function: serine-type endopeptidase activity. The record is from RefSeq and is a predicted model, not a curated record. Lineage: Eukaryota; Metazoa; Chordata; Actinopteri; Clupeiformes; Clupeidae. Gene Ontology annotation, biological process: zymogen activation. The transcript is spliced from 9 exons. Gene Ontology annotation, cellular component: plasma membrane. The coding region runs from base 37 to 1746 and encodes 569 amino acids.
CCUGUCCAUUUCAAGAAAUUCUCAUCAAGGAAGCAGAUGUUGAUGGCUGUUCUUGCUCUAAUUUCAGUUCUUUCUCUCAGUGUCCCCUCAGCAGCUGUGGCUGCCCAGAUCAGGCUGGUGAAUGGGAACAGUCGGUGCUCAGGUCGAGUGGAGGUGCGUCUCUUUUCCAAAUCUUUGCCUGGUUACCAGUGGGGAACUGUGUGUGAUGAUGGCUGGGACAUGAGUGAUGCUGAGGUGGUGUGCAGACAGCUGCGGUGUGGCACUGCUGUUUGUGCCCUUCAGUCAGCAUUCUAUGGUCAAGGGACUGGGCAUAUUUUAAUGAAUGAUGUCAGUUGCUCUGGUACUGAACAGUCUCUGACCCAGUGCUCCUACAGAGGAACGCAUAACUGUGGCCACAAUGAGGAUGCAGGGGUGGUGUGUUCCUUGAAAGGUCCCUCCAUAUCUCUCUUCUCGUCAUACUCAGCAGUCUCAGCUGGAGAAACUGUUCAGAUCAGAUGCUCUAGGAGUGCAAGCCAGUGCAAUGGCACCUUACUUCUGUACAGAAAUGGAGUUUAUGUGAAUUCAAAGGCUCUUGGUUCCUCCCAGAGAAGUGCUACGUUUACUCUGUCUAAUGUGGACUCCUCUCACCAGGGCAGUUACACAUGUGCCUACUCCUCUUUGUCUACUCGUAGUCAACCCAUUAGCAUCACUGAAGUUGUACUACAGAAGCCAAGUCUUACACUGGACACCAGCAGAGAGGUUUCUUGGGGUCAGUCUGCCCAGAUGAGAUGCUCCAUCACACAGCACCUGGGUGGUACAUUCACCCUACAGCAGCUCUCUGGGUCAUUUACAGACACCAAGACAGCCACUGGAACCUCUGCCCUCUUCACCAUUCCUCAAAUGGACUUUAUCCAUGAAGGACGCUACUACUGCCAGUAUGAAACAAGGGUUUCCAGACGAGAAUUCACAUCCCCCCCUAGUGCUACUGUUGGCCUCUCUGUAGUUGUGGUGCUUGUGCAGCCCAACAUCUCUCUCAGUGCCCCAGAUGGAGGGCUGUUCUGGGGGCCUCAGGGGCCAGAGGUGACCAGAGGCCACAGCCUCUCCCUCAUCUGCUCUACUGAGCCACAGCACCAAGGAGGCUCCUUCCACCUCAUCUUUGAUGGGUCUAACAGCACCAGGACUCAGCUCGCCAUCAACCACUCAGCCUCCUUCUACAUUCCUGAGGCAGACUACUCCCACCAGGGCAACUACAGCUGUGUCUAUGAGGUCACUGUGUCCAGCCGCACCUUCAAGUCAACACAGACAGCACCACUGACAGUCAUCAUAAGAGCAUCCCUGGCUCCCAUCAUUGCAUCUGGAGUGAUUUCAGGAUUGUUCCUACUUUUACUGAUCCCUUCCAUCCUGUACCUGGUGAAGACAAAGUGUUUGAGUGACACACAUACACACACAAUCCAGAUGAACAAUGAUAUAUACAGUUCUGCCAGCACAUAUGAAUUUCAUCAUGGAACAGGUGGGUCACCUGAUGAAGAUGAGAACAUCUAUACGUAUGCAGUCAUGCCCGCUGUCCAGAGGGAUCAUGGUAAAGACACUGGUGGAAAUCAGGAAGAAGAAGAAGAGCAGCAUGGCCCAAAUGCUAUAGACAACGACUAUGAAGAUGAUGACACUGAAGGAGAUCUGGAAGAAGACUAUGUGAAUGUAGAAGAGCUGCAUGGACCAACUGCAACAGGCAGUGACUAUGAAAUGGUCAUCUAUCAAAACUAUAGCUGAGACUGUUGGGGUAUGUUUGGAUGUCAUGUAGUAGUCUCACAGAUCCAGAAUUGACUUAAGCAGUGCCUUGAUCAGGGUUGACCUCUCCAACACAUUUUCUAUGAACAUGCUAUGAAGAGUAGGCUACAGUGAGAUGAUGCAACAACUUACUUUACCGGUCAUGCAGCUACAGUGCUACCAUGUAGUUUGGCAGUUGACUUACCUGGCUAAUGAAAGCAAGGCAACAUGCACUCUUCUGUUUCUGUCAUUUUCGAUGCACGCACUCCUACUCAGUCAAAUAGCAUGAACACACAUACCU